AUGAAAGGAUUCACAAUCACCGACUUGUGUCCAGAGAUGUUCCAUCACAGUGUCUCGCCGGAUGUGUCUUCCAUUGAUUCGUCAGAAGCCUCAACUCCGAUGAGCUCAGAAUCGAUGGAGCUGAAAUCAAAUGCAGUUUCACCAGCUCCCAGCUCCCCAGAAUCCAAGGAAACGGACCCUCUCGAAAGACCGCCGUAUUCGUACAACUCACUGAUUGCAAUGGCCAUCCAGAGCAGUCCAUUCAAGCGAUUGAGACUCUCGGAGAUCUAUUCCUACAUCUCCAACAACUUCCCGUAUUACCAGAUGAACAAGUCACAGUGGCAGAAUUCGGUUCGUCACAACUUGUCGUUGCAUAAGGAGUUUCAGAAGGUUCGGACGAUUGAUGGGAAAGGUAGCUACUGGGAAAUGACUGCCGCGUUGGGAACCGAGAUGUAUAUUGGAAAAGAGUGUGGAAAGCUCCGUCGUCAGUCAGCAAAAAGCAGGAAGGUCAAGGAUAACGUCCCCCAACUAUUCGAUCCAUCUCCUCUCCUUGGAUUCACAGAUCCCUCUACGAUCCCCCAACUCCCGAAUAUUCCCCUCUACUCCCAGAACCCAAUGAUGUAUAAUCUCACUCAAGCAUUCCUUCAGAAUCCUCAUUUGAUUCCAUUGAUCCUCCAGAAUUUCCCACUCCAAAACCCUCCUAACUUUUCCGGAACUUUCCCGCCACUCUCGUUCCCGUUCCCAUCAGUUCAAACUCCUUGA
Molecule: messenger RNA, 741 nt
Organism: Caenorhabditis remanei
Lineage: Eukaryota; Metazoa; Nematoda; Chromadorea; Rhabditida; Rhabditidae
Exons: 4
Coding region: 1-741 (246 amino acids)
Biological process (GO): anatomical structure morphogenesis; regulation of transcription by RNA polymerase II; cell differentiation
Molecular function (GO): RNA polymerase II cis-regulatory region sequence-specific DNA binding; DNA-binding transcription factor activity, RNA polymerase II-specific
Source: RefSeq, a predicted model, not a curated record